Zea mays is the source of this 2276-nucleotide messenger RNA. Its product is annotated as transcription factor TCP14. NCBI's taxonomy places the organism in Eukaryota, Viridiplantae, Streptophyta, Magnoliopsida, Poales, Poaceae. Gene Ontology annotation, cellular component: nucleus. Gene Ontology annotation, molecular function: DNA-binding transcription factor activity; sequence-specific DNA binding. The transcript has a single exon. The coding region runs from base 683 to 1885 and encodes 400 amino acids. The record is from RefSeq and is a predicted model, not a curated record.
CCGGUCUCCGUCCAUGUACACUCAUGUAGCAGCAGACUAUACUAUAGCGGUCUCUUUCUCUCUUUCUUCCUCCGGCUCCCUCCUCCUCCCAUUCUAUCCGACUCCGAGCAUACCAGGAUUCCAUUUAUCCGUCCAUCUCUCUCCUCAAACCCUACAAAGUACAGCACCAUCCACUUCCGGCCGCCAGCUUCGUCCCUUCUCCCCCCUGGCCUUCUCCUAGCUAGGGUCAUCUAAAUACUCAUCUGCUCCUGCUUCCUCUCUCUCUCUCCCUCCCUGCUGAAAUCACAGAUGAACCAUAUCAAAAGGCCAUAAGAUAGUGUGUGUGAUCUCCCACACGCACACACAAACGCAAGCUCGCUACCGGCCUUCCAUCCAUCAACCAUCUUCUCUCUCAUCAUAUAUUCAUAUCAUAUGAGCAAGGAUUCUUUCCACCCUACAAUCUUCUUUCCCUGAUAGCUAGCCAGCUCUCUCUCUUGGACUCUCUCUACAACCACACCUAACCUUCUCGGUCGGAGCUAGAGACCCACACCAGCAAGAGAGAAAGAGAAGAGGCAGGAGACAUCAAGCCGUUCCACUCUCUUCCAAACAACUAGACCACUCCAUUUACCCCGCAAGGAAACAUACCAGCCAGGAGAGAUACUUGUAUCACUAGCUGUGUAUAUACACCAUGGCUUAAUUGACCAUGGACGUCGCCGGCGACGGCGGAGGCGGCCGCCGCCCCAACUUCCCUCUGCAGCUCCUGGAGAAGAAAGAGGAGCAGCCGUGCUCCAUCUCCGCUGCGGUGGGCGCGUCAGCGGGAGGCAACGGGAAUGGAUCGGGGGCCGUCGGAGGUGAGAUGCAGCAGGUGCGGAAGGCGGCACCCAAGCGGAGCUCCACCAAGGACCGGCACACCAAGGUGGAGGGCAGGGGGCGUCGCAUCCGGAUGCCAGCGCUGUGCGCGGCCCGGGUGUUCCAGCUGACGCGGGAGCUCGGGCACAAGACGGACGGCGAGACCAUCGAGUGGCUGCUGCAGCAGGCCGAGCCGGCGGUGAUCGCGGCCACCGGCACCGGCACCAUCCCGGCCAACUUCACCUCCCUCAACAUCUCCCUCCGCUCCUCGGGCUCCUCCUUCUCCGCCCCGGCCCACCUACGCGCCGCCUUGCCUGCUAGCCCCGCCACCGCAGCCCGGUUCGGCCGUGCUGACGCGUGGGACCGGGUUGUCGGCCUUGCCUUCCCUUCGGAGGGCCCGGCCUCGUCAUCUUCGUCGCCGUCGCCUUUGUUGCUUAAUUUCAACUCCGGCAGCGUCGGUCUUGACGCGCAACAGUCGCCGUCUGCCGCGGCUGCAGCCGCAGCCGCCGAUAUGACAAGGAAGAGGCGGUGGGAACAAGAAAUGCAGCAGCAGCAGCAGCAGCAAGCGCAGCAAUAUCAGCAGCAGAUGGCGGGGUACACGCAGAGCCAAAUGCCGGGCACCGUGUGGAUGGUGCCGAGCAGCAACAACACGCAGGGUGGUGGUACACCUUCCAGCGGCGGCAGUGGCGGAUGCACCGGCGAGUCUAUCUGGACGUUCCCGCAGAUGGGCAGCGCCACCGCCGCGGCUGCCGUGUACCGGGGGAGCGUGCCGAGCGGGCUACAUUUCAUGAACUUCCCCGCACCGGUGGCGCUGCUUCCAGGGCAGCAGCUUGGGCUCGGCUCCGUGGGAGGCGGCGGCGGCGGCAGCGGAGGCGGCAGCGGAGGCGAGGGGCACAUGGGGAUCCUCGCCGCCCUCAAUGCGUACCGGACACAGGUGGUAACGGAUCCCGCGGCCAGUCAGGGCGGGGGAGGUGGAGGCGGCGGGUCUGGCCAGCAGCAGCAGCACGGUGGCGGGCGCGGCGACCGGCACGAGAGCAUGAGCACCAGCGACUCGUAGCCGCCGACGGGGGAGUCGUCACCGAGGAUACCAUGCAUCGCUCUGGUGUGGCUUUUGAUCUGUUCUUUGUCUUGGUUUCAUUUUUUUUUCUUGCUUUCCUUUUUGUGGUUUCCUUCCUCUCUCAUCCAAGCUAGACGAGACGAUACACCCCUGCGAGAGGAUUACACUUAGCUGCACUACUCCAUGGUAUGCGGUAGGAUCAGAAUCCUUACGUGAGCUGUACGAUUGUUCAUGGGAAGAAGAGAGGAGGGAAACACAGCAGCAGCAGAGAGAGAUUGUUCAUUUUGUUCUUUAGUUUUAGGGUUUGCAUUGAUCAAGUGCGAGCAGAAGAGAUUUUUAUCAAGCAUGAUGGCAUCAUUCAACUGCCGUGACUAGGGUUCGAAUUUUUUUU